AUGCUGAGCCUCAAGGACCUUUUAAAUCCUAUAAAGGAGCCAGAGCAACCAAAGCAGCAAGAACAACCAGGAUCGCCAAAUAAAGAAGAUCAACCUAAGAAAUGCGAGAACUGUAGCCGCCCAGCAGCUGCAAACCAAUGCAGAUGCGAAGAAUGCGCAGUAAUCAACGCUCGUAGGACUCGUGAAAUGUUUGAUGGUCGCAAGCAGCAAGGGAAGUGUGGAGUCUGUGGGGAGAAGUUGGAUAGGGUUGGAGUCCGUUGUAAAAAAUGCAAUGACAGGAAGAACAUGCGUCAACGGGAAUGGAAAAAGAAGAAGAGGGAGGAGAAGAAGAAGAAGUAG
This is a messenger RNA of Fusarium poae, 339 nucleotides long. RefSeq lists its product as uncharacterized. The transcript has a single exon. Lineage: Eukaryota; Fungi; Ascomycota; Sordariomycetes; Hypocreales; Nectriaceae. The coding region runs from base 1 to 339 and encodes 112 amino acids. The record is from RefSeq and is a predicted model, not a curated record.